AUGGGCGUAGCCAACGUUCACGUCGCCACGCGGUCUCCGCCGCCCGGAAGCCCGGCUCGGUGGGAGAUUCUAGCGAGCCUCGUGGGCCGCGUCUCCAGUUUGCUUCCCAUUGUUAAGCUAUCUAGGUUGUCCCCCGCCACAUCAUUACCCCGGACUUUCUUUGAUUGCACUUUCUGCGUCUCUCAAAUUAUCACUGCCGCUGUCACUGCUGCUGUCAUUCCUGAGGUCACGGCCACUGAGACAAAGCCACCUUACCAGCCAAGAACACGACAAACCAACAACUUUUUCGUCAUGGCAAGCCCAGCCUCUUUCCGUGCAGUCUACAAGACCAUAUGGUCACAAGAGAUCGAUGUGGAUGUCUAUGCCCCGCCGCUUGGGGAAACCAACAAGGCAAAAUGUCCGGUUGUCAUCAAUAUCCACGGAGGCGCAUUCCAUCUCGGCUCCUCCAAGAUGGUCAACAAGGACCAAGUAGCUGACUGCCUCAGCAGAGGCUGGAUUACCAUAGCCCCUAAUCACCGUCUGUGCCCUCAAGUCACGCUUCUGGAUGGGCCGAUGAGAGAUUGUCGUGACCUCCUGGGAUGGGUGUAUGAUGGUGGUCUUCAGAAGGCCCUUGACGCUAAUGCUGAUGGAUCAUAUGCCGUUGACACUGACCAUGUCUUUGCAUUUGGGACGUCGUCUGGCGGCACUCUAUCCCUUGCCUUGGGCUUUGGAGUUGACCGCCCCGUUGCUGGUAUUUAUGACAUGUACGGGCCUAGCAACUUCACCCACGCGUUCUGGGAGAAACCAUUGCCGCACGUAGCAGCAAAAUUGCCCAAAGGUCUCACACAGGAAUUCUUGAACAAAGUCUUUGACGAAGACCCAGUGCCAAUUCUUGGAGGAGUGUCACUGGAAGGUCAGGCGCCAGGGCCGCCCAACUUUGAUGACCCGAGACAGGCGUUUGCGAUGACACAAAUAGCCACCGGCAAUGUCAUGAACACAAUUGUUCCUGACAAGAACUGGGAUGCGGUCGACCCCAUCAGAAACAUCACUACGUCUUUCCCGCCGACUUUCAUCGUGCAUGGACAGGCGGAUACUAUGGUGCCCCUUGAGCUUAGCCAAGAUUUGAUCAAGGUGCUGAAGGAAAAGGGGGUCAAAUCUGAAUUGAGGGAAAUUCCGGGCGAGGAACAUACGUUUGCCGCCAAGAUGAAGGUGGGAUCCCAAACUUGGAAUCUUCAGAGAGAAGGCUUUGACUUUUUGGAGAGCUUGGUCAAAAAGUGA
Molecule: messenger RNA, 1257 nt
Organism: Colletotrichum tamarilloi
Lineage: Eukaryota; Fungi; Ascomycota; Sordariomycetes; Glomerellales; Glomerellaceae
Exons: 3
Coding region: 1-1257 (418 amino acids)
Biological process (GO): proteolysis
Molecular function (GO): serine-type peptidase activity; lipase activity
Source: RefSeq, a predicted model, not a curated record